AUGGGCCAAGUUCACUCGUUGUACAAUGGUCUUUCAUUUCUCACUGGGCGACUCUUGUCAAUCUUCGGUAUUCAACGCCUGCUAUUUGGUGGCAACAAACUGCUCUUUGAAGAAUCAAAAUCAGAGGACACUGCUGUGCACCUUCCCAAAACCACAUUCCAGUCACUUCCUGUGGAGAUAAUUCUUCAUAUCUUCUCUCAUUUGGAGCUCCAGCCAUACCUCUUCUCUCGUGGUGUAUGCAAAGAGUGGCUGCGUCUCCUUCCGCUGGCUGAUAUCCAUCCAGCACGGCGCCGUUUGAUUUAUCUGUAUUUGAAGAUGGUUAACACGCCGGAUUUUAUCAAUACCCGUACAUGGAUAGUUGACAAACUCCUGCCUUUCGAUCGCCAAGCAUACAUUGACUCCCUCCUGUGCCAAUAUCCAGCAAUUCCGGAAGAAUUUCGCAUCUGGCUUCUCGAGUGGCCAGAAAGAGCGACAAUAGAUUGUACCUGGCCCGGCCUACCGUUUGUUUCAUGCAAUGAUAUCAUUCCCAGCAAAAGGUCUGGUGUUAAUUGGAUGGCGUACAAAAGACAUUCACCUCAGCUACUCGCACCAGUUUAUAGGCAGUGCACUCCCUUUGCCAAGUUUGUCCCUGGACUUCUAAUUUGGAGACAAAGUGGUUUGACAGACUGGCUCAUUUUUGAUAAAGAUGAACCUGAAGUAUUUGGUCGUGUGUAUAUCACCGACCUUGUGGAAUUUGAAGAUCCAGCGGUCAUCCCUCAUGAACGACAAAAAAUGCUCGACGACGACGACGACCCCAUUCCUAUCUCCGUCAGUCCUGGUUCCGAUGAAGAAGACAACGAAUUCCGAGAAGAUCAUUCUCACGAACUAGAGGGAGCGGGCGACAAGGAUACAGAAGGCUAUCUCAACGUACCCCAUCCCGACUGGGUUGCCUAUUUAGAGAGCUGCUGGGCUGAGAAUGACAUUAGGCUGCAAUACCAUGGAGUGCCCAACCUGAUAAAUGACUAUCUUAUCCCUGAAUCUCAGGUGACUACGGAAUUCAACGGGUCUUGUGUUACUACACUCCCUGCUGUUCCGUGGAGCUUACGGGAAAGAUACACAGAAUAUCUUACGAAAUUUUAA
Molecule: messenger RNA, 1119 nt
Organism: Psilocybe cubensis
Lineage: Eukaryota; Fungi; Basidiomycota; Agaricomycetes; Agaricales; Agrocybaceae
Exons: 1
Coding region: 1-1119 (372 amino acids)
Molecular function (GO): protein binding
Source: RefSeq, a predicted model, not a curated record